GGUCAAGGAGGGAAGGACCGCAGAGGCAGCCAUGUUUGUUUGCUAGUGUCCGAAAAUCAGCUGAUAUUUCAGCGAAAACACUGUUAAACAUGUCUUAUAACGCAGAAAGACCCACGGGAGAUCCUGAUGUAUCAGAAUCCACCACUGGUGGAUUUUUCUCUAGCGAUUUUCAAAGGUAACUUCCUUCCACUCUGCAUGAUAUUUUCUGGUGAUUCAAUGCGUCAAGUUAUUCUCGAUCGUUGUCACGUGUUUCGAUUUUUUAAAAUUCACUAUAAUCUGUGUUGUGAUUGUAGGCAUGACGACUUGAAAGCGAUGUUGGAUAGCUCGAAGGAUAACCUAAAACUUGACGCUAUGAAGCGGAUAGUAGGAGUAGGUUGACACUUAUCUUGGUACAAGCUCUUGGAACUCGUGCUUGUCAUCUUAUCUUUCAUCUUUGUUAAUUUUCAGCACUAAUCAGGGUCACUUAUCGUGAAAUUGAACAAUAUGUAGUUUCCCCCAUCACACGCCCCAGGCCAGGAUGACCCCAUCCCACACCUAAUAGUACUUGUUUCCUGAGCUCAUUAUACCUGUAGUUUGACAAAUAAAACUCAUUCUCGUCAAUGCUUAGAACAAAAGCGUGAGAUUACUCAUUUUGAGGUCACUUUCCAGUUAGCUUGAAGUUAUUUACUGGCUUGAUAUACUCCUUGUGAACUUGGGAAGUAGAAGAGCAAUUGCUCGUCUCUUUGUCAUGUAAAGCUUCUGGACGAGUCAAAAAGCUUCAAGAGUUCAUGAAAUUCUGUCUUUAAGUCAGCCAUAGUGCUAAUUUGAAACAUUCGAAGUCCAUGUGAAGGCAACUUAUCACCCUAUGUAAGCUACAAAGUCAUAACAUUGAAUGUUCUGGGCACAAUAGAUGCUCAGCAUCACGUUGACAUUCGGGAAUUGUCAAUCUCAGGUGCUCUCGUGCAAGCCAACUAAUUACAAGAGUGUCUAUACCUGAGUGACACAUUAGCAUGUCGCAGUGCCCAGGAUAACUCGUUCCUUACACUACGCACAACCCACAAGUUAAAAAGGCCGCAGAAGCCUGAAACUGGUAUCAAAGGUGUCUUUAGUUUCAAGAAAUGGCACAUGAAUUUCCAUUUGGAAGAUUCUGACCUGAAAAAAUCGGGCUACCUUUUCAGACGUUCCAUUAUUGCUUGCGAGAAUUUUCCACUGAAACGAUCCAACAAGUCUUGUUCCAUUUACUUUCCAAUCGGAUUUUCUGGAAACUUUUUGAACAUGGGAAACAAAUAAUGGAGAAUUGGCUUUUGUUGCUCUUUGAGCUAUACAACAACAACAAAUUUAUUCGGUAAUAACAAACAGAUCAUUGAGUUAUAAUCACUACCAGACUCUGUAAGUCAACAUAUAUCAAAGUCCUCAGAUAUAUUUUUUCUAUUUUAUAGAUGAUGGCUGAUGGUAGAGACAUGUCAGACCUGUUUGCAGCUAUUGUAAAGAAUGUCGUUUCAAAGAAUGUUGAGGUAUUACAAUGUAAUUAGAACAGUAUUGAAAGUGUUGGUUCAUAAUGAUAUCAUAUUGGCCCUUUGAUAUAAUUCUCAGAAUUGAAGCAUAAGAUAAUUAUUAUGUCACAAUUCAACUUAAACUAAGCAGAGGAUGACAGGGCCACCACCUAGGGCUGGCCACUGAAGAUUUUCCUUUUCCAUGAGCAUGACCCCUUGCUACUUACACAAGAAACAAAUGGAAAAGAGAACCAAAAGUAUUCCUCAGCUGUUAAAUUCCCUGUGUACAAAUUGAGUACAGUCCUGAAAACUUCCAUGGCCGACCAUCUCUUGCAAGCAACCACCACCUACAGUUGUACCUAAACUCCCAAAAUUUUCCCCGUCAAAGCCUUAAUUGGACCUCUUAUGAACGAUCACCUCUUGUAAUAAUAUUGACCACGACCACUUUUUGAGGUUACAAUUUUAUAAUUUUUCAUUGUUUUUAACCUCUUGUAUAAACCGCCACUUUACUAAUGUUCUAAUCUCUGUGUUUGCUGUGUUACUAAGCUACUCAGAUAAUACAGAGAACUUUUAGUGAUGGCAUGGAACUACACGUAUUACUGAACUUAGAAACUCAAACUGCAUACGAUAAAUCCUCUUCCAAAAAAUAUAUUUGUUUUGAUUGCUCCUUAGAAAAGUUUUCUUAGGGUUAGAUUCUUGUAUGCUAAGCAACCACCUCCUGUAAGAGACAACCAAAUCUCUGAAUUUUGGGUGGUCCCUCACAGCAGGUUUGACUAUAUGUGGCAACUUGAAAUCUCAGUGACUGCCCUGCAUGCCUCUAUAUGAGUAAUGAUCAAAUGUUCCAUUCUGAAAUUUCUGUAUUAUCUUGUACAGAUCAAGAAGCUGGUGUACUUAUAUCUAGUUAGAUAUGCUGAGGAACAGCAGGAUUUAGCCCUACUGUCUAUCAGCACUUUUCAGAAAGGUUUGAAGGUUAGUCACAGUUUCUUAAUGAGUUUAGAUCAGUGAUGACCGGUCUAUACCAUUAUGAUUAUAAAGGGGUGUCUGAAAUAAGUUAAUCGCUCAGUGACUUCUGAUAAACUAUUAGAUUGUUCCAAAUUGCAUUGUAUGUUCUUGUGAAUCAAAAGGAUAGAGCCUUAUUCCAUGUUCCUCUUCAUUUAAAAUAAGUAUAUCAUGGCACAUAUCAGGAUGAGAAAGAUCCUCUGAUGUAAAACUUAAAUUAGAUUAGUUUUCAAAUCAUAAGCCCCUUCAUUAGAUGUCAUUUCACCGACUUCAAAAGGGGAAAAAGAAAGCUUUCCCUUGCCCACUCCCCACUCCUGCAGUGUUGUGCCACUCUUCAAACUACCUGUUGGAAACAACAAACAACCCAACUUUAAGUGGAGGGGGGCAUGGAUUGUUUGGUUCUCUGAAGUUACCCCUUUUGAGCUGGACAGUCUCAGCAAUUUUGUCACCAACUGUUGCUUCUUUGUAAGCUACGGUUUCACUCAGUUAUGGUUUGUUUUUUUAUGUAACAUACUCUUUGUAUGCAACUUGUAAGAUUUAGUAUUAAUUUUGUUGUCUUCUUUCCUAGGAUCCUAACCAGCUGAUCCGGGGAAGUGCGCUUCGAGUGCUGUCAAGUAUAAGGGUUCCAGUGAUUGCACCAAUUAUGAUGUUAGCAAUUAAAGAGGUUAGCGAAGAUAACUUAACUUUCCUUUCUUAUAGCCUAAUACAUUCUAAGAACAAAAUGAACCUUAACACUAUUAAUCAGUGGUCCAGCGACUAGUAGUUGAGUGGAAGAUUUACUAGAAUAGUUGAAACAGCAUUCACAGGACAAGUGUUUGUUUUUGUCUUUUAUGAAUAUUAUAAAUUACAAAAUACGGUCAAACCUCCACUAACGGCCACCUCUCCACAAUGGUGACUUUUUAAGCGGACAGUCGAUACAAUGACUCUUAUUUAAACCUCUUGACAUCAACCACUUUCUUCUGUCCCAAGGCGGCCAAUUUUGGAGAGGUCUAACUGUAGGCACUAGUUCUACAUUGUAUGAUUAGAAGUUCUUAGUUUUGGCAAGUGCAGUCACAUUUUGUACAAGAUCAGGACUUGUUGACAACUGCAUAGUUCAAGCAGUGUUUCAGAGGCAUAAAAAUUUUAAGAAAAAUGUUUAACACACUGAAAAAGAAUAAUUUUUGUGAUUUACUGAAACUGGAGUAAGGGUUGAAGAAGAAGGGGAUAAGAAGAGUUUAAUAACGAGUUCCAAUUCUCAGGGGUAAAAUCUGGUUCUAACCCAGCACCUUGCAUAUCAAGUGUUUUUAUGGGGCAAACUGAUAUCAAAGUGUUAAAUUUUUGUCUGUAGGGUGUAAAUGAUAUGUCACCUUAUGUGCGGAAAACUGCAGCUCAUGCUAUCCCUAAGCUUCACAGGUAUUAUUUUUAAUGUUUGUUUGUUAUUCAGUACCGGUAGUUCAACUUUUACUAGGGCUUAAAACUUUUUAACUUCACAUUCCUUUCUCUAAAUUCAUUACCAUGCUUAAUGUGAGACAGAGAAGAUCAAUUUGAUAAAAUUUCCAGUGGAAAAGUAAAGCAACAGUUAUACUUUGUUCUUAAGUUGUCUCCCUCUUUUUUCCAGUCUGGAUCCUGAGCAAAAAGAUUAUCUCAUUGAAGUUAUAGAGAAGCUUCUGAAGGAUAAGACAACGGUAGAGAAUUUUGAUUGUUUAUAAGUUACCAUCCUGCUCAUUUUUUGUAGGGUAAUAGUUAUGAAUUGGCAGUUCUGUCUUCCUGUACUUCCGGAGUCUAGAGUUUUGUUAUUUUUAACCGACACAGUGUAUGACUUGUUGAAGUUAACUCUGACCACUUCUUGUUUUAAAGGCAUUUUUGAAUGUGUAGUGUUUAUGGCAACUAAUAAUAAAUAAUAAUAAUAAGCUUCAAGGUUCUGUGAUGAGGCUACACAAAUAUUAUUAUAGGGACAUGUCUUGUUUGAAUUAGUGGGCUUGGGUUUUUACGAUAAAUGUACUCUCCAAGUAACAGGGUUUUUAUAGGGACAUCAUCAAUUUCUGCAAGUAAAGAAUAGAUUGUCUUUUUGAUAAAUAGAAAUGAGUAUUUUGGCAAUUAGUGGUCGCAUUUUCAACAACAUUUUAAAGAGACAAGGCCUUCCUUAAAAUUGGCAAUUUCUUCUGUCUUAUUUACAGUGUAAACCAUUGACUCAUAUUUUAAAAAAUCAUCGCAGCACCCUUGUUUAUUGAUAUUCCCUUUUUGUUUAGCUUGUUGCAGGCAGUGCUGUGAUGGCGUUUGAAGAUGUUUGCCCAGAUAGAAUUGAUUUAAUACACAAGAACUACCGCAAAUUAUGUAACCUGUUGAUUGAUAUAGAUGAAUGGGGACAGGUAGCAGUGAUUCAUAUGUUGACGAGAUAUGCUCGAACACAGUUUGUUGACCCAAAUAAAGAGGUGAGGAAUUCUCUAAAGGGUUAGUCUUCAGGUUAGUACCCUGGUUACUGUUCCCUUGGUGAACAGUUACAUGUAGAAGUUCUAUUUUAUUUUUCUGGCGAUGACUCAAUGCCUUGACAAAGUUGAUUAAAAAAAAUGGCAUAAGAAAAAAAACAGGCUAUAUCCUUUCCCUUUAUGGGGCUUUUCGGGGAUAAUGAAACAAAUGAAACUUAACAUGGUUUGUGAAUUCCAACUGGUAAGAUCAGAGGUGAACCAGUUGGCUAUUUUACAAGGGUGGCCAAGGAUUUCAACUUGGGACUGCCGAGAACAAAUCCAGCUAGCAGUCAGAGAAGGAAUUGAACUCAAGGCCUUGGGAUUACAAGUCAAGCUCUUAAACGGCUCAGCCAUGCUGCCUCCUAUGUUAACCACUUUUAGUUAUGCCCUUAUCAUGAUCUUGAAAUAAAUCUUGCUAUUUCUUGUGACAAAAUCUAUUGCAGCCUGAAGCAGAUGAGUUUUAUCCAAAGUCUGAUCAUUCUGAUGAUUCUGAAGAUGAUGAUGAUGAUGAUGAUGAUGGGUCUGUGAAGAUUUCCAAAAAGAAGACUUACGUUAUGGAUCCUGAUCACCGUCUACUAUUGAGAUCAUGCAAACCACUUCUCCAAAGCAGGAAUGCUGCGGUAAGCUUUGUUAUAUAUGAGCUUUUGACUUUAGUUUAAGAAUAGCACCCCCCAAAGUAUGUUGACUCAAGUUCCAAAAGGCCAGAACUUCUAGGCUGGAUUGGUGAUUUUGGAAAUGAAAUGAGCUUUUUUCAAGAGUUUUCGCAAAAAACCCAUCACUUCUGUGCACACAGUUUAAGAAUAGACUGACCUGGCUGGAGUUUUCUGAUUGACACUGAAAUUCUCUUAACAACUGGACUGGUCUGGCCAAUUAGUUCCGACUGAUGGUAGCGCCAUAAGUAUACCAGAUCUGUAGCUCAGGUUUGGUAAAUCAUUGACAGUUUGUGAUACUUAAAGGUUUAUUUAUUAACAGGUUGUUAUGGCAGUUGCAAGGGUCUAUCAUCACUUGGCACCCACAAGUGAAGUUGGCAUCGUAGCUCGCUCUCUGGUCAGACUUCUUAGAAGUCACAGGUGGGAUAACAUGUGCUAAAAACUUUACUUCCUAUUUUCUUAAUACAGCAAUAUUAAAAUGAAAUUGUUGGGAUAUUUUUUUGAUGUUGUUAAUUUUGCAACUUAGUUUUAAGUGUUUUCAUGCUUAUUGGUGUUUUUUAUAUUUUCCUUUUUAGAGAAGUGCAAACUGUUGUACUUAGCAAUAUUGCUACAAUGUCAUCCACUAGAAAGGUAAUGAUAGUUUACGGAAAUGUAAAAUACAUUUUUUCCUUAAAUACAACCCAGACAAAUAUUUACUGUAUAUCAUUCUAAUAAAAUUCAGCGCAUGUGAUAAUAAGUUCUAUUGUCUUGUACCCAAAGUUAAUGUUCUCAAGACAUUUGAGAAGUGGACACCUGAUCUGUUUGUUUUGUCCCACUCAAUGUGGUAAUCUACUAUUACUAACAUUUUCUUUUCCUGAAAUUUUUCAGGGGUAAGUAGCAUUGAUUUUUGGUUUAUUAUAUUUUGCAGGGAAUGUUUGAACCCUACCUCAAAGGCUUCUUUGUUCAUUCAAGUGAUCCAACUCAUAUAUGUUUGUUAAAGGUGCUUAGAUGUAUUCAUUGGAUUUAACAAACAUAAUGUUUAGCAGUGAUAAUAACUGUCAGUAUAAUUAUUGUAUUUAAUUUUUUAGAACAGAGUCACUUCAAGGUACAAGCCCAUACUUCUAAAAUAAACACCACAUCAAUCCCACUAAAGCAAACCUUGUGUAGAUGGGCUUCCCUAUACAUGCACAUUUAAAACAGCUAACAGCCUGCAUUUUUGAAACUUUCUGAAUGAUAUACUGUAAUUUACAGCUGAAACAAAGAUUUAUUCCCAACUGCAACAAAUCUGAACCAUAAAUUAAAGUAGUGGUAAUGUAGGAUGUAUCAAAAUAACAACAAUUCAUUGUGUCAAUUUAAUAUUCUUUUUCUGUCUUCUUUUCAGCUUGAAAUUAUGACUAAUAUUGCAGGAGAGACAAGUAUUGGGACUAUACUUAGAGAAUUUCAGGUCCUUAAGUCAACAGCUGUUAUUUAAUAUUGUAUUUUCUUGAAACGUAUACUGUUUGUUAUUAUUAAAAUUACAUGUAUAAUUUUUAUCUUUGUUAGUAAUAUUGCUAUUUACAUUUACUUAAUUUUGUUUUUUCCUUAAUUUUUUUCAGAGCUAUAUUUCCAGUCCUGAUAAACAGUUUGUAGCAUCAACCAUUCAAGCAAUUGGACGCUGUGCAUCUAAUAUUUCAGAGGUUACAGAUACAUGCUUAGCUGGCCUGGUGCGACUUCUUUCUAACAGAGAUGGUAAGACUACAGUCAAAAAUUGAAUGCUGCAACUAAAAUUGCAUGAUGAGAAAGUAUAGUACUUUGUGUGCAAACAAAACUAUAGAAGAUACAUUCAAUUCACAGGUUAACUCCAGUACUAAGGACUUUAAGAUCCAACGACAUGGCCAGCAACGGAAACGUCAUAAAAACAAUAGGUUUAAUGAGCAAAACAACAACUUUGCACAUGCAUCACACUUUUGUACAUUUCUUUCCUGUUUUUGCACGACUAUGACGUGAAAAUGCCCAAUUUUGCGUUUAAUGGAGAAUGUAAACAAGCAACGACAAAAUUUUAUUUCUCUUUCUGAGCUUUCUCUUGAAAUUCAGCUUUAGGAGGGUUUGCCUACAAUUGACAAAGUAAGUGGGUAGGAAUAAUCGCCACAAAGACUGAAGAACGCAAAUUGACUUUUAAAGCAACGUUCUUGUUGCCAUCACAUUGUUGGACCUUAACCUCCCUAUUAUCUAGGCACAAAACAGAUGUACUGUCAAAAAGCCCAGAGUUACUGUUUUGUCAUCCAGGGUCAUCCAGUAGGCAAGCAAAGCUUGUUACCUUUUAAUAAGAUAUAGAAUGCAGUUAUUCUCUGCAUUUUGAGAUAGAAUCAUGAAGCAACUGCCUAGAUCUUUUCAUCUCUCCCUGAUCAAUGACAAUUAGUAAUACCACAGGGUCAAAUACUACUGACAAUGUAUGUCACUGGCUAUACACAUUGUGGUCAAUUGCUUAUUUUUAUUACCACUCUGUAGCUAAUUUUGACUUUCUUCUGUCUACAGAGGUAGUUGUAGCAGAAAGUGUAGUUGUUAUCAAGAAACUACUUCAGCUCAAGGUUAAAAACUAAAACUUUUCUGCUUAAAAAUUAAUUUUACUUACAAAAGAUAUGACCUAACUGGAACAUGAGAAGUAAUGACAGGGCUGUCACCAAGAUUUCAAGUUGCCGAGUUAAUACAACAAGUAGAUGGGAAAUCAAACAGCUAGUUUGUUCCUUUUUUUUCUUUAUUUUUGUAUGAAAGAAGCUAGGAAUAGCCCUCAGACAGCCCUGAAAUAAUACACAGUUGUAAGUAACAGUAGAAAUAAUCAAAUACCGUAUUUGACAUAUUAAUCUGGAAAGUUUACUGCAAAUAUUUGAUUUCUAUGAACUCACCAUUGGCCCAAUAUAAACAAUGUGUAUUUCAGAAAUUUUAGAAACUCUCUAUUUCAGACACAUUUGUAUCUGUUUCAUUCUGCCACAAAAAAGUUACUUUACGUUGAGUUGAGAUCAGCAACGGCUGGAUUCAGUUAAUAGAUCCGCUUUCACAUUCCACUGUGUCUGUCGUGGACUCAAAUGAAAUACUUUUUUUUUCCAUACUGUUGGCCUGCUGAACACUCAGUUACAUGUACAUUCUUAUUUGCUUUUACUGUACUUAUUAUUCCAGCCCAAGGGAAACUCAGAUAUCAUCACACACAUGGCAAGGCUUGUGGAUACAAUUACGGUGUGUAUUACCUCUUGUUUUCAUGUAAUAAUAGGUAUUCAUAGGAUCAUCAACAGGGCUUUGAGGAGGAAGGCAAGAAAGUAUUAUAAAUUUUCACGGCCAGGUAAAAUAUUUAUGGGUAUAACUUCUUUGGACAGCUGAAUUAACCAUCAGUUGAUCCAGACACUACAAAAAUUCUGGUUUAGUUUGAAGCAACACCAAUUAGCUGUACUAAGUUUCUUUUCUUCACUGAGUACAAUAACUUAUUAGGCCUUGAAUCCUUAAUGCUGUUGAAAUACAACAGUAACUGUCAAUGCUAUUUCUUCUUAAGGGUUUUCUAAGGCCGUAUUUUUCAUUCCAUCUUUAUAAAGAAAACUAAACUCUUUGUAAGUCUAUGGCAAAUUUAAUGUAUUUCCUUGCAUUUUUGUUUUUUGGUUACAAGCCAGGGUGUAGUGACAUUUUCAUUUUUUGUAAUAAUAUUAAUUUUUGUCUUUACUUGGGUAAAAUUUUUUCAGGUUCCUAUGGCUAGAGCAAGCAUACUAUGGUUAUUAGGAGAAUAUUCUGAGAGAGUACCCAAGGUAGCCCCUGAUGUCCUUAGGAAAAUGGCAAAAACAUUUGGAACUGAGGUAAGUUAAUUGCAGUCAGUUCAGAUAUUGUUACACAUGAGUUACCACGUUGGUAGUUUGCAUUGAUUUUAGUUUUUUUUUUGUUUUAAACAGGAGGAUAUAGUGAAGUUACAAAUUCUGAAUUUAGGAGCAAAACUCUUUAUUACAAACCCCAAACAGGUUGGUCACAUUACAUACUCGUGAUUUCUAGUUAUUUCAUGAGUAAUGUUCUGCCAUUGGGCUAGCUGUAACGGCCUCUUUCAAUUAAUGCGAUACUAGCAAAUACUUAUUAAUACUAUCAGUAAGAUUAGAAUUUUACUUUUUUUUUUCAAGCAAAUGAUUAAAUCUAGUUGAAAUGAUUACAACACAAUGUUUUUCAGCCCAUUAAUGGUGUUUAUGGUGUGUUCUUAACUUACAUGCUUCUUCUUUUAUUUUAGACCAAACUUCUGUGCCAAUAUGUUCUGAACCUUGCAAAGUAUGAUCAGAGUUAUGAUGUCAGAGACAGGGCGCGAUUUCUGCGACAGCUACUUAUUCCAAGUGAUGUAGUAAGCUUAAGAAGCUAAUGUUCUCAAAGGUUUUUAAAUCUCCUAUGGAUACUAAUGAAAUGAAAUGUAACAAUGAAUGUUCUGUUCUUAUAGGGUGGUCAUCUUAGUAAAUAUGUGAAGAAAAUCUUUUUGGCGUCAAAGCCCCCUCCUGUUAUAGAGUCUGUCUUUAAAGGUAUGAUUAAACUAGUGUUCAUUUCCUGCUCCACUUUAUUGUCUAAAGCCGAAAAAGUUGUAUCAAAUUGUAUCCUAACUUAUCCAUCUUUUUUAAACUGUGAUUAACUGUUUGUGCAUAGUCUGUCAGUGAAGUUGGUUUGCCGUAAGAUGGCAGAAUUUGUGUCCACCUUGAUUACACGUUUUGUUACUUCCAUCAUAAUCUCAGACUUCUGACUGCAUCAUUCACCUCUGGUUAAUAAUGGCCCUUCCUCCACCUUAAAAACAUUAUUUCCUGCAUGUUUUAGCAACUGUCCCACCUAGCCAAUUAAAUCUUUGUUUUAAUCACUUACCAGGGUUUAGCUCCUGAUGUGUUUGGAUGCUUGAAUUCUAGUUGGGCACAAGAUGAUUUCAAAACUGAUAUUUUAACCUUAAUUUCAGAACGGCAAGGCUUCCAGGUUGGCUCGCUGUCACACAUGAUUAACCUCAAAGCCAACGGUUAUCAGGAAUUGCCUCAGUAUCCAGAAGUGGCCCCUGAUCCUUCUGUCAGAAAUGUUGAAGUGAGUCUCAACUUUAGCGUGAGAUAAUCAGUUGCCUGCCAACUGUAACCUACGGGAACAAUAUGAAGGGGAGUCAAGUGGUACUUACCAUUAACAUGGAAAAACUUGAAAUUGCUGUUUGAAAAUCAAAUGGUUUGGGCCAUUCUGUUUGAGCAGCUUUAAAAAGCGUGGUUUGUGAUUUGAGGCAAUGCAAUUUUUCUACUCUUUUUAGUCUGUUCAGCUGAUUUGGACAAACUUUGUAGCAGGUUGUUCUCCCACCAUGUCAAAUUCUAUAGUUUUAUGUUUAUGCAAAAGAUUUCCACCUGGGUGGUUGAUGUAAAUGGUAACCACCCAUGGUGAUGUGAAAUUUUUUAUACUGUUCAACCAAUCUCUGUAGACAGCAAUGGGACCAGAAAAUUAUCCAGAUUAACAUGGGGUUCCUUUUGUAAUAAUUACCCUGGUUGAAAAGAGCAGAUACCAUGUCUAUGUUUAAAAAGUUUCUGGUGCCAUCAUUUUCCAAGGAGUAGAUUGCCUGGUAUUUUUAGUUACUGCGUAAAGAUGUAAUUGGUGAAUUUAUUAUGCCAUUCCCAGGUGCCAUCAUUUUGGACACCAGGUAACAAGAAAAAGAAUGCAAAGAAAACAUCAUUUUAUUCCUCAGACUCUGGGUCAGAAUCAGGAUCUGAAUCAGGUAUUACUUACUAGUUGCUCUUUGAGUUCUCUAUUUUAAGUGUGCAUGUGUCAUUAAUACAACGACAAGUCAGAAUCACUCACCAUUAUGCGGAAGAGGGAUAGUAGUUAAGUUCAUGGAAAGCAACCUAAAAGACUUGAUAGGAUCUAUUGCAAAAUCCAAGUUCUAUUAAUAAUGACGUAAUGUUUACUUUUUGUGCUACAAGAUGUUUUGUUCUUUUUGAUGUAAGAGUAAAUUUUUGACUGAGUUAUUUGCUUCCCAGAAUCUGAUAGUGAAAGCGAGGAUGAAAGUGAAAGCAGAAGUGGGUCAGAUUCUGAUAAGGACAAGGAAAGCAAGAGUGAAUCAGAGGCAUCCUCCAAAACUGGUACUUAAAUAUUAUUUUUAUUAUCUGAAUCUAUACAUAUACUUCUUGUACUUACUUGUUUAUGUUGUGGUUCAAAAUCAUCCUAGGUUUAAUUUUUCUCCCAUUGUUUCAAACUCAUUAUCAUACAUUACCAUACCCAAAAACAAAGGAAGAUAAAAUUUAAACAAAGGAUGUAAUUGAACCACAGCAUAAUUAUAUAUAUGAAUAUUUUACAAUAACUGAUCGCACAAGUUUUCAAUAAUUUUCCUCCUAUAGCGUGUGCAUGCAUUUGCUAGAAAACUUUGCAGUCAACUUGAUACUUGACCAUUUUAUGAUGUCAUUUCACUGAUCUAUAAAAGUGCCAACAAAGGAAGAUAAUAUGUUGGAAAUAAUUGUUAAGAGAUGUUCAAAAAGUUCUUUAUUGAGACCUUUAUUCCUUACAUUUACUUUUGACCACUGUGUAGCUAGUUGUGUUUGUGUCAGGACUUAGUAAUUAUGUUUAUGAUAUGACCCCCAAAUCUUUCUCUGGUGAUAGUAAGACUCUGUGAAGAGCUGUGUUGUAAAAAAAUUUGGCGAUGGUAAGACUGUGUGAAGAGAUGUUUUGUAAAUAAUGUUGUUAAGAGAUCUUCAAAAAGUUCUAGAUUGAGGUCUUUUUUCCAUUUACUUUGGACCACUGUGUAGCUAGUUGUAUCUGUUUCAUGUAAAAUUUUUAUGUUUGUGAUAUGACCCCCAAAUCUUUCUCUGAUGACAGUAAGAACCUGUGAAGAGGUUUCUCAUCUAUGUUUUUUAAAUUUAAUCUUAUAUAUUUGUUUGUCUCAGGAGGUGAAAGUGAAGAAGAGAGUGAUUUAAGUGAAAGUGAAGAAAAGUCAUCUGAUGAGUCAGAGACAGAGAAAAGCAGCGAAGAAAGCUCAGAUAGCUCUGAGACUGAAGAGGAAAAGGUAUCUCCUAAUUUUCCCGUAUAUCUGCCUUAUUUUUUUCAGUCUAUAACUUCUUUUGUAAAAAAGCCUUUUUUAAAAAAAAAACCACCAGCAGAUCUCAAGCAGUUGUAUAUGAAUAGUAGGCAUUAUUAGAACCUUGGUAGCAUUCAUGCUGAGAAUCUGUCAUUAAACCAUUAUUAUUUGCAAGUUUAAAUAAACUAGCAUAACAGACAUUACUAGAGUCUUAGGCAAUCAGUAAUUUAUUGUAAUGGCAUUUAUUUUCCACAAACCAAAGUUUUUAACUAACCAUUAAAGAAAAGACUUCAAAAAAAAUAUUAAUGCAAACCUCUCCUCACAUAGCUUUGACUUUUGUGAGUCAUUUUGGCAUUUUUCCUGAUGAAGGCUCCUGAAAUCUUCGGUUUUAAAGGGUUUUUGAUUCCAAAUGCAUAUGAUUCCUUUAUUACUGAGUCCACUUGGUUACCAGUUUAUUUUCAAAAUAAUAGAUUAUUUGCCUUUGUUUUUCAGCCGCCAGUGAAAAAAUCAACUAAGUCACCUGUUAAGGCUACAAAGCCAGAAAAAUCACCCAGUAAACCCCCUGCUGCAGCCAAAGGAGACACUUUGCUAAUUCUGGAUGACUGUAAGUCAAACAUGUCAAGUUGCAACUACUGAUAAUUAAUAUUGACAAGCCCCUUGGAAACAGGAAGUACAUGGUAUUCUGACUGGUGGUUAACACUUCAGAGGUCUUCAAACUUUAGAUCAUUUAGAGCAAAGCUUAAAUCCUGGACCAAAUUUUGGUCCAGGAUUUAAGCUUUGCUCUUACAUUGAUUCCUUACACAAGGAACUUUUCUCACAUUACAGUCUCUGUCCACCUAGGCCAGGUUGUUCGAAGGUGGGUUAAGAUAACCCAAGGUUAGUAUGAAAUUUGAACUCUGAUAUGAGAGCUUAAAAAACAAAUUCAGUGUAAUUCUCUUUGCCUACGAUUUGAUGAUUGGAUACUCUAAAAAAACAUAGAAAAUCAUCCAAGAGAGUGCUUUUGAUGAUAAGAAAAAGAAGCCUUGGUGAAAAUUUAACCCUGGGUAAGCGCUAACCAGCGUUCAAACAACUGGGCCCACGGUUUAUAAUACUGGGUAUUGGUAAGUAAUACUGCCAGGGAUAACACUACAUUAAAAUAGCAUCCGAUCCAGUAGGGGGCGGCAGUGUGCACCAUUCUAUUCUAAAUGAGAGAAGCUCUUACUGGCUUCAAGCACACUUUUACUUUAACCUUUGAUGUUAUAGGCUCUCACCUACCUUUAAAGCAAUACAGUAUAAUACAAACUGUAACAACACUCCCUGAAGAAGGCUCUUCAGUGACAAUAAUAGUUAAUAUUCUAGAAAUGCCUCAAUGGUAGAGCCUCGGGAAGCAGAGGCUAAGGGCCAGAAGUUUUUACACAUUGCCUUGUUGCUAGGCAACAGCCCAAACCAAUAGAAAGAGAUAUUAAUUUUAUGACCAAUGCAAGAUCACACUCUGCUUAGUGAUCCUCAUGUGCAUCAGCAUGCUGCACACAUGCUGUGUGCACAACAAAUUUAUAAACCUUUACUCCUCUCAGGCCUUACGGGGCCCGCUUUGUGAGGUACAAGAUAAUACAUCAGCAAUGUGGUUCAUGUAUAAUAUUAGUGAGUUUAAGAUACUACUACAGUGACAGUAGUGAAAAUGUUGCUUUAAAAAGUCAAUUCGCUUUCUUUCAAACUUUACCACAAUUCCAACUUGCCCAGGUUUUCAAUUGUUGGUAAACUGUCCUGAAGUCGAAUUCCUAAGAACCAUGUACAAGUUUAGAAAGAGAAAGAGAAAGAAAAAUUUGUUGCCAUUUGUUUAGCUCCUCCAUAAAACAUGAAAUUAGGCAGUGUUACCUCACAGUUGUGCAGUGACAGUAAAGAAAUGUACCUAAAAAUGUGAUGCAUGUGCAGAGUUGUUGUUUUAUUAAUCUUANAUGUGGUUCAUGUAUAAUAUUAGUGAGUUUAAGAUACUACUACAGUGACAGUAGUGAAAAUGUUGCUUUAAAAAGUCAAUUCGCUUUCUUUCAAACUUUACCACAAUUCCAACUUGCCCAGGUUUUCAAUUGUUGGUAAACUGUCCUGAAGUCGAAUUCCUAAGAACCAUGUACAAGUUUAGAAAGAGAAAGAGAAAGAAAAAUUUGUUGCCAUUUGUUUAGCUCCUCCAUAAAACAUGAAAUUAGGCAGUGUUACCUCACAGUUGUGCAGUGACAGUAAAGAAAUGUACCUAAAAAUGUGAUGCAUGUGCAGAGUUGUUGUUUUAUUAAUCUUACUGCCUUUUUUAUGUUCUCAUUGCUGUCAUGCUAUCAAACCCCCAAUAAUAUUAUUUGGAGUUUAAGAUAUGUCACAACAGUUGGUUAUAUUAUUCAAUUUGCUGUAGUGAGUGAGACAGUGACUCCCAGCGUAAGUUCAGGUCCCAGUAACAUCCUAUCACCAAGUCUUGCUUCUGAGAUAGAGUCCUUAUCACUGGCAAAUGAUGUCCCUUCAUCUGUCAUAACACCUGUAAGUCUCUAUGUGUAUCAUAAUAUUGACUGAAUUAAAGUUGUAAAGGAACUAAUGUAUUUGAGCAACAUUUAAAAUACUCAGAAAUUAAAUUAAUGUAGGUGAAAUCAAUAAAUGCACUUUUGUGUUGUUCUAUUAUGUGAAAUUUAUUGUGCUGUUGUGUGAGGGCUAGGGAUAUAUUCUUUGUGGUGUGACUUGACACUUGCUAUUCACUUGGUAUAUCGUGCACCAGCCAUUAAUGCUUUUAUACAUCAAACCCCUUGAUCUUAAAAUAUUGUUAUUACUUUGACCUCUUGCUAUUUGGAAUCAAGCGUCAUCACACCUUCUUAAUUUCUUCAGAACAUUUGGUUCUAGUUAUGUAUAGUUUCAGUACAUACAUGUGAGCUAACUAUCUGUAACUAUAAUCAUAGUAUUCCAGAUUUCCCUCCAGUUUUCAAACAGUCAGGUCUCUAUUCAAGCACAAAAGUAAUGAUGACCAUUCAGUUAUGCUCUUUUGUUUUUGCUUUAUAACAGCUUAGCCCAAGCUUCUCUUCAGCAAAAUCACAUGAACUGCUUCACCGUAUGCAAGGCAAAGGGCUGAGUGGAAGCUACAAGUUUACCAGAGGACCUUGUAUCUAUUCCACUAAAAUGGUGGCUGUAGAAGUAACAUUAGUCAACAAUACAGAAGCACCAAUUGGCAAUAUAUGUGUGGGCGAGAAGGUAUUUUUCAAUACUAGGAAUUUGGUCUCACCUACAGACUGAAUCGUCUGGCUUUUAUGAGAGGUCUUUUCUCAUAACAUGGGAUUAAACUUUAAAAUUAAUUUGAUUUAUAGCACAACAGAAUUAAAUUGAGAGUGGGCUUUAGUCAACCUUUGAUACGUUUUAAAGGUGUUUAGAGUGAUUUAUCUUUUCUGUGAAUCUGUGAGUGGGUUGUUUUCUCUACUGUGAAUAGCCUUUAAGUAUUAAAAUCAAUAGAAGUGAUGAACUAGUAACUGUUGUAAAGAAAAUACUUUCACACGAAAAAGACCGGAAUCAGAUUCAAGUUUAAGCUCAAGUUAGGGAUAACUGGCCUUGAAACAACUGGGAUCAGGCUGAUUUACUUUUGGUAUUUUACAGAAAUUGGCAGCAGGGAUGAGUAUGCAUGAAUUUCAAGAAAUAGGUAGGUUUGUUUUCAAGUAUUAUUCAAUUACUGUUUAAAAUAGUAUGAAUCUUAUACAUUGUUAUGAUUAUAUUUUGUUUUAUAGCAUCAUUGGGACCUGGAGCAACAAUUGCCGUGACAUUAGGAAUUGAUUUUAAUGACACGACACAAUCUGCUGGGUUUAACUUAUGGUAAAGAUAGAUAAAAUUACUACAUAAGAUAAUAUAAGUCAAUCAUUUAAAACGCUUAGGCUGUAUUCUUUUUAGCAAAAGUAAAAUAAGAUACAACAUGCACCACACAACCCAGGUUUUUUGCAAGUCAAGAAAUCCUUGUUUAAUUACAUCUUUGCAGUUGAACUUACAAUACAUUAGGUUCCUUGUGAAAAAUUCCUAUGUUAAAGGUAUUACGUUUAUUUGGGGUUGUAGUAAUAUUAUCAUAGUGCCCUGAUAAACUAACUUCUCUGUGUAAUAAUGUACGAGGGCUUGCAUAUUUGUAUCCCAGCUAUUUCUAAGGUUACCAAAAUUAUUAUUAGACUGCAAAACAGUCUGUAUUUUUGAGUAUUCAAGUAGGCACAAGCAGUCAAACAAAGGGUCUGGAACGAGGCUGAAAACAGAGAGCGAGACUGGGGAUAGACACUAGCCCUCUUCGCGUGUGCAAGACUCUUAUACCAUGCUUUACCAAUUUCUUUACUGAUUUUGAGAAAAACCCCGACUGUUUUGCAGUCUACCAAAUUAUCAGUGUGUAAGAUACUGUGCAUCUCAGGGAUAAGGUCAUUCUGUGGCUUUUUAUUAGGUUAUUGAUUGAAUGACAACUCUACACUAGCUUGUUGACAUUUUAUUACCUGAUGUUUUAGUACACAAAGCAGCAAGUUUCCAGUGAGUAUCAAAGCUCCAGUUGGUGAACUAUUACAAGGCUGUCCUAUGACUGAGGCAGACUUCCUCUCCAAGCAAGGUUUGUUAAUCUCUUUCUUAUCAUUGGGUGAAAUUAUACACUGCCUCAUACAGUUAUCUUAGUUAACCAUGGUUUGUCAGGAAAAACAAUUUAUUUAAAUGUUUGUUUCAGAUUUCAAGAAGAAAAUAAUUUAAUUACUAUUUGGUGAAUUCUUUCAGGUAAAUUACGUGGUUUGAAUGAGAGUUCUGGAAAGCUUGAGAUUCCCAGCAGUCAGACUUCAGAAGAACAGGUCUGUGCAAAGGUGAAGGAAGCUGCUGCUGUUACCUAUAUAGGAGCCGCACCCCUCCCUGAAGGGGCUGCUACAUACAGAUUUGCAGGUCGCACAAUAUCUGGAGGGACACAUGUCUUAGUGACAGUUAAAGUACCCUCCAGUGGAAAAGACAGCUUAAUUACAGUGAACUGUGAAAAGAUGGCAAUUAGCUCCAUGCUAGUCAAAGAGAUCAAACAGGCUUUGCAGUAACACAUCAAGUAAUUCAAGGCUAUUGACAGCAGCAAAUAGCAAUUAUUCUCCUCAGCUACAUACAUUGUGUGCUUGUCUUACCUCCUGUUCUAUAGUAUUUCAAAAAAGUUUGUGACAGUCUUGUGGUUUUCCAAUGCAACAGCUUUUAUCCAGUGAAGUAAAUUAACAUUGCUGUUUCUGAUUUUAUACUCUUCCAGCCUUCUCAUAAUGAAUAGAUGAAUUUUUACAUGAAUUUUCCCAGAAACUAAUUUGUUCCUAAUGGGAAAUAAGUGCCACCAAUAAUUGAAUAACAAUACUUUUUCGCAUGAAUGUAAUGCUUCGGCUGUAUUUA
Messenger RNA from Porites evermanni, 17911 nucleotides. NCBI's taxonomy places the organism in Eukaryota, Metazoa, Cnidaria, Anthozoa, Scleractinia, Poritidae. The record is from the annotation of a GenBank genome assembly.